UCCUGUCGGCACGUGAAGGAGCGAAUCCCACGUUGUUUUGUGUUGGUGUUCUUCACAAGUGAUUCCUUGCGAAAGAUACAACAGUUUAUAUUAUGAAUCUUUAGGUGAUAAAAGCUUUACCGAUAAAGUCUGAAAUCUUCAUCGGAGCAGACAGAAGAAUCGCCACACCUUGCCUCAAUCCCGCGGUGGCAUUAUGGCAAACAAGAAGAUAGAGAUUAUUGUCGGGACGAGUGAAAACUACUUAGUCGGAUACAAAAUCGAUCAGCAAAAGAAUGGGGAGCUUUCAUUCAACAUGAUUUUUGCUGAGCGAGCACAUUCAGCAUGUAUACGACACUUAUGUGUGUCGGGCAAAUACCUUGCCUCUGGUGGAGCAGAUGAAAUGAUAAAAUUAUAUGACCUGUACAAAGGCAGAGACCUUGGCUGGCUAGAAAAACAUGAAGGAACAGUCACCAGCUUGGCCUUCCACAAGACUAACUAUCUUUUCUCAGGAAGUGAAGAUGGGAAAAUCUGCAUUUAUAAGACAGCUGGUUUCAAGUGUGAAAAAACAUUGUUUGCGCACCCUGGAGGUGUAACAUGCAUCUCUGUCCAUCCCACUGGUAAACUAGCACUUUCAGUUGGCAAUGACAAGAAACUGUGCACAUGGAACCUUAUUAAAGGAAGAAGAGCAUAUGUAACUCAUGUUGGAGUAGUCGCAGACAUUGUACUCUGGAAUCCAACUGGGGUGAACUUCCUUGUGGUGAAAGGUAGCUGUAUUGAUAUUUACGAAGUUUCAACUGGCAAAGUUAAGCAGUCUGUGGACUUCAGGGAAAGAAUUCAAGCACUAGUCUUUAUCACAGAGGACAUUGUUGCAGUUGGUGGUGAAGGAAAGAAUAUUUGUUUGUAUGAUAUUACAAACCAAAUAGAAAUUGUUCAAUGGCCAGCCCACAGUAUGAGAAUCAAAAGUCUUAAAAAAAUUGCUAGAACUGCAGUAGAAGAAGUGUGGCUUGUCUCAGCGUCCACAGAUGGCUUCAUAAAAGUGUGGAAACUUGAGCUGUUGUCACUCCAGAAAAAACCCAAACUUAUAGGAAAAGUGGAUAUCUCAUGCCGUGUUACCUGCAUGGAUAUUCGCAUAAGCCGUCAGAAGGUAAAUAUCAAGAAGGAAGAGGAAGGGGAAGAGGAAGCUAAAGAUGCUAAUGAUGGAGAAGAGGGAGAUGAUGUCAAAGAAUCACAUGAUGAAGAUGAGGAGGAGACAGAAAAAUCAGGUGAUGGGGAUGAGGAUGACCUGGAUGAUGAAGAAGUGGAAGAUGAAGAGGAUAAAGAGGAGUUAGAAGGUGAAGUAGAAGGUUUGGAAAAGUUGGAAGAUGAUUCAGACAGCCAAGAAAGCUACUUGGAAGAAGAUGAUUUUGAUGAAGAAGAUUUUGGAGUGGAAGAUACCAAAAAGAAGGAGAGUGAUGUAAAUGAUUUAGAAAGUUCAGAAGAAGAGGCAGAAGAUAUUAUUGUUGGUAAGAAGAAUGAUGCUAAAGGAAAGGACGUUAAAACUAAUGUCAAACAGAAAGGAAAGAAUGGCAAUAUCCAGGGGAAAAAAGCACAAAAGAGGAAAAAGAAAGGUAAAGGGAAGCCACUGUCCAAUAAGACCAAUACAUCUGGCCAGAAAGCAAAGAAAAUGAAAAUGAAAUAGCAGUGUUUUUUAAAUAUAUGUAAAAUGUACAA
Penaeus monodon (black tiger shrimp) is the source of this 1689-nucleotide messenger RNA. RefSeq names its product p21-activated protein kinase-interacting protein 1-like. Gene Ontology annotation, molecular function: protein binding. NCBI's taxonomy places the organism in Eukaryota, Metazoa, Arthropoda, Malacostraca, Decapoda, Penaeidae. The record is from RefSeq and is a predicted model, not a curated record.